AUGCUUCUGUGGCUGGCAGGUCUAGGCUUGGUCACCGCCUCAAUCACCAUUCCGCUCUCACCCGUCGCGCCACUACCGCUCUCUCACCAAGGCGCAGCGACUUCGGUCGACGAUUUGUUUAGGAGAAGUUGCCCCGAGGAAGUCGCCUCCUCGAAUCCAUACAAGCCUUCUCUUCUCGCAUCCUCAUUCUCCAAUGAUGUAUUUUCUACAGGGCGUGUAUUUCCCUCUUCGGGCGGGUUUAUACGAGGCGCUGUUGAAGCAUGGGCUCAGCAUCAGCAUCUCGUGUUGAGGCCUGAAGAGGUCUGGUUUGAGGUACUUGUACAGAUGAAUCUCUACAUGAGUGUCCAUUCCGAGAAAGUCAGAAGUUUAUUCGUUGAGCAUGAAGGUGGAAAGAAAAAGAUCGUCGUCGAGGGGAAUUCGUGGGAUGAUAUGGUCGUCGGUUUUAGUGACGAGAUUGACAAGCGUGUCAAGCCAAAAUGGCUGAAGGACUGGAUCAUGCCUGGCUUCAGCACUUCCACCCCCAAAGACGAUGUUACUGCCGCAGUACUCAUGAUGGGUCUUAUGAAGCAGUUCUUUGACUUUGAGGGAUGGUUAGUCUGCGGUAUACCCAGUGUCACGCUACUCGGCACGAAAGAAGACUGGGUUAAGCUCGAAGCCAAGCUGGACUAUCUCAAAGAAUUUGGUCCAGAUCCCGAAUUGUUUGCAGAGAUGCUGAGGCCAAUAAUGAAGAGGUUCGUUAGUUCGUGGGAUGAUGCACACGCAGAAGAAACAAAAUUGUUUUGGGAGCAGAUUGUGAGAGUGAAGAAGCAGUGGUCCUGUGGAGAGGGAGCAAACGAGUGGGGUGUUAGCGGCUGGAUAACGGGGUUUGACUUUUUUGAAAGGAAUGGAUGGAGGAGAGGGUAUGAUGCAUGGGAGGAUUAUGAUGACGAUGAGGAGGAAAAGGAAACUGUCAAGGAAGAACCCCGGAUGGGUAUAUAUCCUAACGAUUGGACCCUCAUCAUGGAUGGACAACAGUACCUUCCUCUGUCUUUGUCAGACGUUUCUACAGGCUACGCAAAAGCACCCGUAACGAUGAAGGGUUAUCCUCAUCCAGGAGUUGACAUGGAAGCUUACAUACUCGCUGGAAACGUUGGAGUGGAGAGGAUGGAAGAAGGAGGCAAAGUCACGGCACAGCCUGUUAGUGGGUGGUUCGCGUAUGGACCAGUGAACUCGAAUGAUACUGUUGGACCGUUCAUUGGGAACGGGAACGAGCUGGAGAGUAUUGCUGUCGGUAUUGAGGACUGUAAAGCUACCAAGAAAGAAGAAGAAGAAGAAGAAGAAGAAGAAGAAGAAGAAGAAGAAGAAGAAGAAGAAGAAGAAGAAGAAGAAGAAGUGAAGGAUCUAUAG
This is a messenger RNA of Fusarium venenatum, 1386 nucleotides long. RefSeq lists its product as uncharacterized. The record is from RefSeq and is a predicted model, not a curated record. Lineage: Eukaryota; Fungi; Ascomycota; Sordariomycetes; Hypocreales; Nectriaceae.